Salvelinus namaycush (lake trout) is the source of this 1593-nucleotide messenger RNA. It is a transcript of the gene ssc4d, whose product is annotated as scavenger receptor cysteine-rich domain-containing group B protein. The record is from RefSeq and is a predicted model, not a curated record. NCBI's taxonomy places the organism in Eukaryota, Metazoa, Chordata, Actinopteri, Salmoniformes, Salmonidae. The transcript has 7 exons. Bases 1 to 1593 code for a protein of 530 amino acids. Gene Ontology annotation, cellular component: membrane.
AUGCGAGGGCAGCGUGUAGCAGAUUGUGUGCGUAGACCAUGUGGAGGCUGGACAGUGGUUGUCUGGCUGCUGUUGUCCCUGCUAGGUUCCCUGCUACUGGUGGGCAUCAGUGGGAUUCUGCAGAUCGUGCGUCUGGUGAACGGGCGUAACAGGUGUGAGGGGCGUGUGGAGGUUUGGCACAACGGGACAUGGGGCACAGUGUGUGAUGACGAUUGGGAUAUGGUAGAUGCCAACGUGGUGUGUCGGCAGUUGGACUGUGGUCUGGCCAUGGCGGUGGGCAGCAUCUCAGAGUAUGGCCAGGGCUCAGGGCCCGUCCUGCUGGACAAUGUAGACUGCAAAGGAGGGGAGACAGACCUGGGACAGUGUGGAAGUCUGGGCUGGGGCAUCCACAACUGUUACCACUAUGAGGACGUGUCUGUCGCAUGUAAAGGUAGGGCCCAUAGAGAUAUAUAUACAAAUCUAGUCUGUAACUGUUCUAAUUCCUUUUCUAUAGGAGAUGGUACGAUCCGGUUAGUUGGUGGACUGGACUACUGCCAGGGACGGGUGGAGGUCUACUACCGUGGCAGCUGGGGGACGGUGUGUGAUGACGACUGGGGUAUGAGAGACGCAGGGGUGGUGUGCCAGCAGAUAUACUGUGGCCAUGCCGUUUCCUCCACCACCAACGCCUAUUUUGGCUACGGGACAGGCCUGAUUCUACUGGACAACGUCAACUGUAAUGGCCACGAGAACCAGCUGAGUAAAUGCUACAGCCUGGGCUGGGGGAUACACAACUGUGGACAUCAUGAGGACGCCGGGGUUGUCUGUUCAGGCUCAGGAUCCACUACCGUUCCUCCUAUGAACACUGACACCAUGGGCAAGGGAUUCUUUCAGACUGCCAGCACUGCAGAGCGGACCACCAUCCGCGUGGUGAAUGGUAACAGCAGCUGCCAGGGCCGUGUGGAGGUGUUCCACAACAACCAGUGGGGCACGGUGUGUGACGAUGACUGGGAUCUGCCCAAUGCCCAGGUGGUGUGUAGGCAUCUGGGCUGUGGCCCUGCCAUCUCUGCCAAGGUCCUGGCCUACUUCGGCUACGGCUCGGGCCCCAUCCUGCUGGACAAUGUGGACUGUAGGGGCAGUGAAGGGGAGCUGGCGGCUUGUUUCCACCUGGGCUGGGGACAGCACAACUGUGGACAUCAUGAAGACGCUGGAGUCAUCUGUACACCCUUUCAGCUUGUGGGACCUGGAAAUGACUUCGGGAUGACAGAGAGAACGCCCACCACUAGACCACCAAGUGAAGGCCUGGCGAGGCUGGUGGGCGGGCAGCACCGCUGCGAGGGCCGGGUGGAGAUGUUCUCAGGGGCGGAAUGGGGUACGGUGUGCGACGAUGCUUGGGACAUGCCUGAUGCCCAGGUGGUGUGUCGCCAGCUGGGCUGUGGGGAGGCUGCUGCGGCCCGUGGGGAGGCCUUCUUUGGGCCUGGCAGCGGCACCAUCCUCCUGGACAAUCUGAAGUGCAGCGGCUCUGAGGCCUCGCUCCAGCAGUGCUCCCACAUAUCCUGGGAAGUGCACAACUGUGACCACUCUGAAGACGCCGGCGUCACCUGCUCACUGUCGUGA